This is a messenger RNA of Neurospora crassa OR74A, 621 nucleotides long. RefSeq lists its product as hypothetical. NCBI's taxonomy places the organism in Eukaryota, Fungi, Ascomycota, Sordariomycetes, Sordariales, Sordariaceae. The transcript has 3 exons. The record is from RefSeq and is a predicted model, not a curated record. Bases 1 to 621 code for a protein of 206 amino acids.
AUGGCCAACAACCCAGGCAAAGUUGGCCGAGAAGGAGCCGCAUCCGAGACACUCAACGAGCAGGCCGAUAUCUGGGUCGACAAACCGGUCGACAAGGAUUGGUUGAACGCACCAACCGAUCCAUUGGACGAAGACCUCUACUCUCCACAACUGGUUGAAUUAAGUAAAAAAUUGGAGAGAUUCUUGCUGGACGAUCUUGUGCCCUUUACUCCACCGCGUGCUCCAUUAUCGUGGCGUCUCAUUCUUGAGCACGUUAUAAUUACCAAGAUUUACAAGAUCAAGAUCAGGAAACGGAAAGAGAAGAAGAUUUUUGAGGCUAUGGUCAGGGAGACGCUCGGGCUAGACAAGGGAGAUACUUCUGUCGACAAUACCGCGUACACAAAUGGUGUCGGGAAACUCGUCGAGAUGACGAUACAAUUUGCCCUCGAUGUCAAGCUGGAGAUGCAAAGACUUUCUCAAUCGCUCGCCGCUGGCAGUAGCCUGCCGGCUGAUAUGGUAGUUGUCAACUCCGCAGCAAAUGCCACAGAUGGUGCCGGUGCCACAGCCGGGUUCGGGACACGGAUUGAUGCCGCGGAACAAGGAGACGAAGACUCGCAGCCUCGGUGCGGCCCGGGCCGAUGA